AUGGCUGCGCAAUCUAAACCUGAAAUCUCCCCAUGGGGUCGCGCCGUGGCUGGCGCAACAGGCGCUGUCCUGGCCAACGCGCUGGUUUACCCCCUAGACAUUGUCAAGACUCGCCUUCAAGUCCAAGUCAAACCAGAUCCCACCAAAGGCCCUUCCACGACCGACGAACCACACUACACCUCAACUUGGGAUGCCAUCUCGCGGAUAGUUUCUGAUGACGGAAUCAAAGGCCUAUACGCUGGCAUGAACGGUUCCUUGAUUGGGGUCGCGUCAACCAACUUUGCCUAUUUCUACUGGUAUACCAUAGUCAGAACUUUGUAUUUCAAGUCACGCAGGACAGACGCGAGCCCUUCGACCAUCGUGGAGCUGGCUCUAGGUGCUGUUGCAGGAGCCAUUGCCCAAGUCUUUACAAUCCCUAUUGCGGUGGUUACCACGCGUCAGCAAACAGCCAACAAGUCUGAUCGCAAGGGUCUUAUAGCCACAGCCCGUGAGGUUGUUGAUGGCCCAGAUGGUGUGUCGGGACUUUGGCGUGGACUCAAGGCCAGUCUGGUCCUUGUCGUUAACCCUGCUAUUACUUAUGGCGCGUACGAACGGCUAAAGGAGGUGCUAUUCCCGGGAAAAGCUAGCCUGAGACCAAGCGAGGCAUUCCUGCUGGGUGCUAUGUCGAAAUCACUUGCGACUAUUGCUACUCAACCUUUGAUCGUGGCCAAGGUCGGCCUUCAAUCCAAGCCACCACCAGCCCGCAAUGGCAAGCCCUUUACCAGUUUCGUCGAGGUUAUGAAGUUCAUCAUCGAGCAUGAGGGUAUGCUGGGGUUGUUCAAGGGCAUUGGACCGCAAAUCCUCAAGGGACUUCUCGUCCAAGGAAUUCUGAUGACAGCAAAGGAGAGGGUUGAGCUGAUGUUCGUCCUCUUCAUCCGAUACAUCAAGUCCAUCCGUCUUCGCAAAAGCAACCGGGCCACCGAGAAGACUGCCGCCGCCGCCGCCGCUGCAGCUGCACACAGCGUUGCGGCCAAGCCGAUGACAACCGUGUAG
Fusarium coffeatum is the source of this 1032-nucleotide messenger RNA. RefSeq lists its product as uncharacterized. Gene Ontology annotation, biological process: transmembrane transport. NCBI's taxonomy places the organism in Eukaryota, Fungi, Ascomycota, Sordariomycetes, Hypocreales, Nectriaceae. The transcript is spliced from 4 exons. The record is from RefSeq and is a predicted model, not a curated record. Bases 1 to 1032 code for a protein of 343 amino acids.